Molecule: messenger RNA, 4120 nt
Organism: Oncorhynchus nerka (sockeye salmon)
Lineage: Eukaryota; Metazoa; Chordata; Actinopteri; Salmoniformes; Salmonidae
Product: protein FAM124B
Exons: 5
Coding region: 202-1932 (576 amino acids)
Cellular component (GO): nucleoplasm
Source: RefSeq, a predicted model, not a curated record
GUCUAGUUAACCCGUCUGGACUAUCCUUUGUCUGCUCAUACGUGACGGUGAGACGACUGCCAUCUGGCGCUAUUCUGCAUAUUAUUUUCCUCAUUUAGAGUAGACUAAGCCCUUUCUCCCAUUUUUCAUUUAUUCUGGUCAACUCUGCACGUAUUUAUUCAUGUGCUGGACUCGAUUGAAGUCCGGUGGCAUUAUCGGACAAUGCUACGAAGAUCGAUUCUAUUCAACGGAACCGUUGAUGAAAACGUGGAUUCGGGAGCUGAGACUGCCGAAUCUGAUUGCAGUAAGAUGACAUCAAGCAGUGAGCUACUGGCCAGUCGGGUCCAGGAGCCCCUGAUGAUGAGCAUGCACCUGCUGGCCAACCCUGGGGACUCUCUCCUGCUGCAGCACACCCUGGACCGCCUCCUCCGCUGGGUGUGCCCCAGCCUGCGCCUCUUCCAUGUCUCUGAACGGGCCUGCCCCCUCCGCGACUAUGCCCGCUCCCGCUUGUGCCCCGUGGCCGGGUACCCCUCCCUGGCUGUGACUGUCUUCCUCCAUGAGGCCUAUGGCGAGGAGCGCAUCCUCCGGGUGCUGGACUUCCUGCAGCGCCCACCCUGGCAGUACCACCACACGGAGAGCUGCGGUGGGAGGACCGGGGGCGUCCACAUUACCUCCACUUCCCCGGCCAAUGCCCUGCUCCGGCCUUACCUCCUGCCCAGCCGAGACUUCUACAGCCUGGGCACGGGGAUGCCUGUGUGGGGGGUGCGCCCGGUGCACUGCGGCGGGGAGAUGCUGCGGGUGACGCUCUACAGCAGCUACGAUAACUUUGACGACGCGGUGCGGCUUUAUGAGACAGUGCUGCAGAGGCAGGUGGAGGAGCAGAAGACUGGGUUCUGUUGGUUUACACUCUACACGGAACCGGGGCUGUGUCUGCAGCUGGCUCUCAAACAGCUCUCCCCAGGGGUCAGGGUGGAGGCCUGCAACUCAGCUGUGCUGCAGUUCAGGGUAGAGGAGAUGGGUCAGCUCGUGCCCCUGCUGCCCAAUCCGUGCACGCCCAUCAGCGCCACACGCUGGCAGACCGAAGACCUGGACGGGAACAAGAUACUCUUCCAGGUGAAAGCCCCAGAGCAGCCUCAGCGACCCCUGACCUGUGCCUUCCCUCUGACCUGCCCCAGCGUCUCGCCCAGAGGGCUAUUGAGGAGCGUCGUGUCGACCCCGCCAGCAGCCCACGCCCUGCAGCCCUGCGGCCAGAUGACCCCAGUGACCCGUCCAGGGAACAGGCCGCGCACCAACCCAAGCCUGGAUAGGCCUGUUUUACCCGGGGGUCUACGGUGUGUGGGAGGGGUGGAGAGCAUGGGCUCAGACAGCUGCUAUAGCACCCCUCCAGGCAGCUCCUGCUACUCAUCUCAGCGUAGCAGCCCCGCCACGCUAUCUGUUAACCACCCCCACGAAUCCUCCCCUCUCUCAUGCUCAGCCUCCCCGGUGCGGCCCUCCCUGUCCAUCUCCCAUCUACUGCUGGAGGAGGAGGAAGAGCCGGAGACCAACGUGGACACGGGUGUCCCCGUGACAACGACCCCGCGCUCGGACACAGACUUCACCAUGGCGACCAGCUCGAGGGACACAGGCGUCUCGGUGACGCCCCGUUCCGAGAGACCAGCCGCUGUGGGAGCCUCUUCCCUGGAGAGUCUGGCAAGGGAGCUGAGUGCCUGUCUACCGGAAGCUCACACACCUCCACCCCACCACAGGACUUGGGUUGUGAGCAGCUCUACCAAAGCUGCCAGUCCCGGGUGCAAGGCAGGGUCACAAGCCUGGGAUAGCGGUGUUAUCAGCUGGGCAUCGCCGGGUGAGAGCUACUCCAGAGGGCCUGUGGGGCCACAGACUCCUGCUAAGCCAGCAGCAAAGGCUCUGUCACCCACACACAAUAUAGACCCAAUAGAUGAGUUCUUCAUCUGACUCCUUUCUGCAGUGUAAGCAGGCAGGCAGUUGUAGGACAUUUUAUCACUAUCUAACAUAAUGUAACUUGAUGUUGCCUCCAGAGAGAGACUGGGAAGCUCAUUGAAACCAUGGAGACACAAAGGACCGAACUUCCUGGUGCUCAGACCUUCAUGCCAGUCUAGGUUUGCAUCCAAAAUGUCACCCUAUCCCCUAUGUAGGGCUGGUGGGCUCUAGUCAAAAGUAGUGCGCAGUAGGGAAUAGGGCGCCCUGUUGGACGCAAACUAGCUAGGCUAGGACGGGUAAAGCCUAUAGUAAAUGAAACAAUGUUACGCCCAGGGAUUUCAGAUGCACAAUUAUUGUAUAACCAACUAGGCUACUAUGCAUUUUAUUACCAGUGGAAGUAGAAAUGGAUACAAAUAUGUGCCGUGAGUGGGUAGAUACAUGUGGUUGUCUGUGCACUGUGAAAGCUGAUCUGUGUGGCAUCGGAAUGGUAGCGUAUCUGAGUGAACUAAAUCCUUACCCCAAGAAUGCACUGUCUAUUAGGUCUAACUCUUGGGUCAGAGGUUAGUAUUGUACAGUAUCAUUAUCCUAUUUUUCUAGAAUUAACACAUUAACACAUCUUUUAAUACAAUACUAAACCAUUGGUUGUAUUGAGUAGACCUUGCCAAACCACUGUGUUGAAAGGACACAUUUUGAUAAGACAUUAAAUGCUGAUAAUUCAUUUAUUUUCUGGGAAACUUCUUCGUAAAGCUGCUUGUUUCAAGGACUGUGUUUAGGCUACAUAUUUUUAUAAUCUGUGUUUUCAAAGAUGGAUUUAAAACUAGAAUACAACAAAAGACUAGAGAGCUAAGAGAUACUGCUUGUCUGAGAUGAUACUCUAUACAUUAUUAACAAAGUGUUGGCUGACAUUACCAUGAGGCCUUGCAAGGCUGUCUAUAACUGUUUACCAAACUGAUCGUCUAGAGGCCGAUUUCUUAGACCAAUUAGCCUAAACUUGGACUAAAAAGUGCUUUUCAAUGGAGAAUCUCCAUUGAGAGUGCCUUUUAGUCCAGAACUAUGCGUAAUCUGUGUCCCGGAAACCAUCCCUUAAUAAUUUAAUGAAUUUAAAGACGUGAGUUGUGAAAUAGGAUGGUUGUUGUUUAAUCAUGUUCCUAAAAACAAUUAUGAACCAGCAUUAUGCAUCACUAAAUUAUUAUUGACUAUUCCCACUAAUUUGGGAAUAUACUGUCAUUUGUUUCAGAUUGUUUUUAAGACGUGAUGAGGAAUGUAACUCCAAUACCUUUUGUACUGAUGCAUUGGGUAUCAUCUAUUGAGGCCUGUUUAUACCUGGUGCUAACAUCUGUACAGAUCUUGUCCACAUUCUGAUUGUGACCACAUUUUUUGACUGGUGUAGACUAUUAAAAUAACCGAUUGUGAUCAGAUCUUCCUGACCACCUUCGGAGGGAGUCGGGGACAAAUUGAUUGGUUGGAUAAAAGCACAGUGGGCAGAGUUUGGUAAUGAGGAUGUUAGUGCUGGUCCGGGUGUUUGCAGUGGGUGAAAAGUGAUUGCAUCUGUUUUGAAACCGGGCUGUCCCACCGGGUCUCUAUUCAACGCCGAUGUUGAAGUUGGCUCAGAACAAAGUGAUGUAGGCCUAUGUCAAGCACGUGAAGUAAUGACUUCGGGCUGGCUGGAGUCAAUCUGUAUCGCCGAAGUAUUACGGAAUAUCCAGGUUAUAGCUCAAUUUAAAGGCGAUAUUCCUGCGUUCACGGAGACUGCAUUCACGGUAAAUGCUGCAUAUUUUCGGCUCAAUCAGAACUUGCCUUUACAUUUUAACGCUGAUCUUCCGCGAUACAGAUUUAAUCCACCCCUUAGGAGUUUUUACAUGUUAAAGUGUUGUUCGCUCUUGAUAAAUCUCAAUGCAACUUUAUAAUCUACUGAUAUAGGAAAUAACUAACUUACUGACCUUUAAAAAAUAAAAUAAAAAGUGUUAGGAUGCUCUCCCCCUUACUGGCACAGAAGGUCACAGGUUCUAAUCUUGCCGAUGCCCUUUCUCAAAAAAGGUAUAUUUAUAUUUAUUGGACACUUAAACUAGGAAUAUUCUUUGUUUAGUAUCAGCAACGCUGCUGGAUAAGUAUACAUUUGGAUUAGGUCAGUUUCAGUAGACAAAAUGUCUUAUACAGUACUCUACAUUUUAUAAGUCUGUAAUAAAAUAAUUUAACCACUGGA